Molecule: messenger RNA, 897 nt
Organism: Fusarium musae
Lineage: Eukaryota; Fungi; Ascomycota; Sordariomycetes; Hypocreales; Nectriaceae
Exons: 2
Coding region: 1-897 (298 amino acids)
Molecular function (GO): acyltransferase activity, transferring groups other than amino-acyl groups
Source: RefSeq, a predicted model, not a curated record
AUGGGCGUCCGUAUCGCUACGCAACAAGACAUCCCCGCGUUGAAGGAGAUCAUCCUCAGCGGGUUGUCAAAUGAUUCAGUCUGGCUGUACUGCUACCCCUCAGCAGGCCGUUCGGAGGCCGCCUCAAAUCACGUCGAGACGGUCUUGAAGAGGAUCAUUGACGACAACAGCAAAAAUUGGCACUGCUACGUAGUCGAUGCUCCCAAGACUCACGACCCUGUCUCCCUUGCCAUCAUCCAGUCGCUUCACCAGAACGAGGACGAUGGAAAGGGCGUCACUGAGCAGAUCCAGCGAGUGCUCGGUCUGUCGCAAGACCCCCCCAGCAACGGCAACGGCGACGGGGAGAGUACAAGCAAGACGGCAAAGAGAAUUGCCGCACUGCAAUCAGGCAUCACGCAGACACAGCAGACGUACCUCGCCCGCUACGAACAGGUUAUGUUCCUCCAUGCCGUCAUCACGCAUCCGCACCACAAGCGCCAAGGGUACGCCAAGACGCUCUCCAAGCAAACCCUGCAGGUAGCGCGUCAGAAGGGCGCCGUCGUUGCAGCCCUCGCCAGCCCCUUCAGCGGCUACGUCUUCUACUCGGGCACCAGCUUCUCCAACUGCGGCCGCACAAAGGUCGAGACCGACAACGACAUUGAGAACCUCGAGCUGCAGAUCAUGGUCUGCACCCCGCCCAAGCCCCUCGAGCAGAGGAGGAGCUCCAUCAUGGACUUUUGGGGAGCCGCCAAGAAGGCUUCGCCCGCCGGCAGCAGACGUGAGUCGCUUGACCAGGGACAGGGCCAGGGACAGGGCCAGGGUGAGAGGCGGAGCUCGUUUUUGGACAUGUUUAGCUUUGGUGGCCCCAAGACUCCCUCUACUGUUGAUGAUGAUACCCGCAGAAAGUCUCACGCCUAA